This is a messenger RNA of Dufourea novaeangliae, 2038 nucleotides long. It is a transcript of the gene Invadolysin, whose product is annotated as leishmanolysin-like peptidase. Bases 26 to 2038 code for a protein of 670 amino acids. The record is from RefSeq and is a predicted model, not a curated record. Gene Ontology annotation, biological process: proteolysis; cell adhesion. Lineage: Eukaryota; Metazoa; Arthropoda; Insecta; Hymenoptera; Halictidae. Gene Ontology annotation, molecular function: metalloendopeptidase activity. The transcript is spliced from 14 exons. Gene Ontology annotation, cellular component: cytoplasm; membrane.
CUUGCAAGCGCGAGUGUCGUCCGUGAUGGCGGUUCUAGUGCGGUUGAAGAUGCAAUGCGGCACCGUUAUAUUGCCGCUCGUGAUUAUAGUUGUGGUGUGUAGUGUGGAUUUUGUGUGUGGAAUGUUCGAGCAUCGACAUUGCAGUCACCAACAUCCCCGGGCACACGAGGUCAUUCAUGGCGUCCAUAUAGAACCAGCACAUGAAGUAAAGAAACGUAGCAUCAGUCAACCACUUCGAAUUUUGUUAUCGUACGAUGAGAGUGUCUACAGGCUAGAUGAUGAAAAACUGGAUCUCAUUAAUAAUACUAUUCUACCAGAAGCUGUACAUUUCUGGGAACGAGCACUCAUGGUCCGUGAAACGAAGAACACUAUUAGACUGAGCAGGAAAUGCGAAAGUAGCCAAGUCUUCGUUAAAGAUCAUCAUACGCACUGUAUAGACACCUGCCGAUCUACCACAAUGUGCGGUGAAGUAGUCGUUCCUGAAGAUCAUCUCGACGUUUGUCGAACGUGUAACGCUACUGGCCACAAUUGCGGAAUAGGAGAAGGGAGCAAGGCUGGCCGGGGAAUUGAUGGUGCCGAUUUUGUGUUCUAUGUAUCUGCAAUGCAAACUGAAAGAUGUCAUAAAGGAUUAACUGUAGCCUACGCUGCGCACUGCCAACAAGAAGCAGCAUUAGAUCGACCGAUAGCUGGUCACGCCAAUCUAUGCCCGGGGAGUAUCAGCACGAAACCACAAGAAUUGGAAACGCUGCUGAGUACCGUAAAACACGAAAUAUUGCACGCUUUAGGAUUUUCUGUAAGCCUGUAUGCUUUUUAUAGAGAUGAAAAAGGCGAACCUAGAACUCCUAGACGAACUGAUACUGGAAAACCGUCGUUAAACGAGACGUUACAAACACAUCAAUGGAGUGAAAACACUAUCAAAACUGUGGUUAGGCCCUACUGGCAAGUGCACGGUGGCUAUGUGGAAAGGUCAAUGCAAAUAAUAGUCACGCCUAAAGUUCGAGAUGAGGUGCAAGCCCACUUCAACUGUCCGGACCUGGAAGGUGCAGAAUUAGAAGAUCAAGGAGAAGAUGGCACAGCUCUAACGCAUUGGGAGAAACGAGUAUUUGAGAACGAAGCAAUGACAGGGACACAUACUCAAAACCCAGUAUAUUCAAGAAUAACACUCGCUCUCAUGGAAGAUACUGGAUGGUACACUGCAAAUUAUUCCAUGGCUCAAGAAUUAGGAUGGGGUCGAAACCUUGGUUGUAAUUUUGCGAUGAAAUCCUGCAAAGAGUGGAUAUCUUCUAAAUCAUCUCGUUUGUCGGGAAAAUCAAUUCAUCCCUUUUGUAAUAAAGUGAAGCAAGAUCCAUUACAAACAGAAUGUACUGAUGAUCGAAGUUCAGUUGCAUUGUGCAACUUAAUUAAACAUCCACAACCAUUGGCUAAGAAGUACCAGAACUUUGAUUCCAUACCUCACGUGCCCGCCGGCGAAGUGCAGUAUUAUGGUGGCUCAGUAUCUCUGGCAGAUUAUUGCCCCUAUAUACAAGAAUUCACAUGGAGAGCCUUCAAUAUUGUUGUUAGAGGAUCACAUUGCCUUUACGAAGAGAAUAAUCCACAUCCGGAUAAAAACUUUGCCCUGGAGAAGUAUGGACCACACUCAAGAUGCUUUGAUCAUACUAAUCAAAUGUGGGAAGAAAGAACCUGCAAACAAGCUCGACAGUGGCGACAUUGGGGUUCUGGCUGUUAUCAAUACAAAUGCGAGGCCGGUCGAUUGCACGUCAUGGUAGCAAAUUAUACCUAUACAUGUUAUCACGCAGGUCAAGAAAUUGCUAUUAGAAUAAUGCAAACUGGUUGGCUCCACAAGGGUGCGUUAAUUUGCCCCCCGUGUCGAGAUAUUUGUCAGGCGGAACUAAAGGAAAAACAUGAACACUGUAAACCAGGGGAUGAGCAUCCACCUGCAACAUAUUACCAUAGAGACAACCUUUAUUGCGCGUCUGCAGCAACACUUACAAAUAUGUCCACCUCAAUUAUAUUAAUCUAUUUUUUUGUUCUUAGAUGA